AUGAAAGAUACAUUGGCAGAACAGCCUGAGAAGAAACUUAGUCACAGAAUUCGUCCAAAAAGAGCAAAAGUUUCGGAAGUCAAAACUUUACUGGAAAAACCUGAUCAUGAGAUAGAUCGCAUGAAGCUAAGUGUGAUGCAUCUCAGGUUGUUACAUGACGCCAGAGAGCGUAUUAAGAGUAAGACAAUUCCGUCAGGACCAUCAUCCUCUAAUCAAAGCACCUCCCAGUUUGGAGAUACCAACAGUUUUGAUCAUUUUGAAGAGAACUAUGACAAUGACAGAAGAGAGAACCACGUGCUAGAAAAUGCAACCAAACUGAAUUACCAUUCCUACAUGAACAAACAAGCACGGGCCAAAUGGUCAAAAUCUGACACUGACUUAUUUUACCAGGCUCUUCAACAAUUUGGUAGUGAUUUUGCAAUGAUACAGCAGCUAUUCCCUGAUAAGUCCCGUGAUCAGGUGCGGCAGAAGUUUAAAACCGAGGAGAAAAAACAUCCAAUGCAAGUCCACGAUGCUAUACUUCAUCGCUCAAGAGAUAAUUUGUAUUUAAAACAAGUAAUCAAACAGCUCAACAUUGAAGAUCUGCAGAGGGACAUCAACAGUACACAUAAACAAGAGGUUGCAUCAAUUGAAGGAGACACUGGAAAUGAGCAUGUGUUGCAGGACUUCAUGGAGGAAGAGAAUGAUUCAAAUUGGUCAGAUAAAGAGCUGGGCAUGCGCCAAUCUGAGGUCAGAGAGGGGGAGCAUGUUUCUGGGAAUGCUGAUGAUGACCUGGAUCUGGAUGUUUUUGAUUGGUACUAG
Triticum turgidum subsp. durum (durum wheat) is the source of this 801-nucleotide messenger RNA. The record is from the annotation of a GenBank genome assembly. Lineage: Eukaryota; Viridiplantae; Streptophyta; Magnoliopsida; Poales; Poaceae.